AUGUCUGUUACUCUAACAAAAACUUCUAAAAAUACACCUUUAUUAAUACACAACAGUCACUCGUAUACAAUUGAUCGAAAAACUGUAACAAAAAUUCUUUGGAAAUGUGAAUACUCAAGAAAAUAUUCUUGCCAUGGACGACUGCACACAACAUCAAAUUAUGAAUUCAUUAAAAUAGUAGGUGAACAUGAAAAUCAUGUUGGCAAUUCACGAUGCGCAGCAACUCGUAAAUAUUUUGAAAAGUUAAAACAAGAAUCAGAACAAAAUCAUACAAAUCCACAUAAUAUAUUAACUCAAGUAAACAUUGGUGUACCAGAUGAGGUACUUGUUCAAUUACCAACGAAUGGUAGUUUAAAACGAAAUGUUCGUCGUUGGCGCCAAGUAACUACUACUGAACCAACACCAACAACCAUUGAUUUUCCAGUUAUUCCAACAAAAUAUCAUCAAACAACUCGUAACACUAUCUUUUUUCGGAAAGAUACAGGUCCAGGUUUGAACAGAAUGUUAUUGUUUUUCACUGAUGAACAACAGCAAAUCAUGGAAAAUGCUACAGUAGGUUUUUAA
Messenger RNA from Rotaria sp. Silwood2, 564 nucleotides. Lineage: Eukaryota; Metazoa; Rotifera; Eurotatoria; Philodinida; Philodinidae. The record is from the annotation of a GenBank genome assembly.